CAACAAACUUUGCACAAAGGAACUGGCCGGGCCGGGUGGAGGCUGCGGCGCUGAGACACGGAAGCGACCCGCUUCCAGGAGGAGCCGCGAAGGCAGCCGGAAAGUUUGCCCGAAGGUGCCUCCGGCUGUUGGGAGGGCAGGUGGGGAGGCUGGGGGCGGUGCGCGCCGGCGGGCAGGUGGCUCCGGAGCCGCAGAAGCGCUCGUCCCGCUCUGGAAGGUCUUCUUCACCUGGAAAAGUUUUGCCCGGCUCGUUCCUUCCCUUCCCUUCCUCGGCUUCUUCCCUUCACCCUCCCUCCAGAGUCCGCCUUUAUGGGCGAAAGGCGAGCAGGAAGGGCGACCUCGACGGAGAGAGAAGCAGGGGUAAUCUGACAAGGAAAAAAGACAGAAGAAUUGUAUCAUGUCGUCCAGUGAUGAACAGUAGAAGCUCUCUAUCUGUAGAAUCAGGAAGCCCUGCAGCCUGGGGAGAUCCGGCAGGUUUCACUUCUCAUUUACUGGGGAACAGCGUGUACGAUGCAUGGGGCUCUGUCAGAAACUGGCCAUGACUUAAGCAAAACUUGAAAACACACAGAAACUUCGGAGUGAUGGUCUUGAACUGCAGAGGAGACACGAUGGCAGAAAUACAAAAGGAGGAAAACUCGGAAGAGCGACAGCAGGAGAUGGCCCGGGACUUUGCAUCGUGCAUGCAGGAAGAUGUCUCUCCGUCUUCGCUGCAGGCCACUGCUGUUGGGAGCCAGUCCCCCAGUCCCAGCAUCCGGGCUGGAAGUUUGGCUCUCCGCCGGGGACAGUUUUCCGGUUUCAAUCGGAGCCUGACCAGGUCGAGUCGGCGUUCAGGGAACUGGACGGGCGGAAUGGACACCAUCAGGCUCUCCGCGGGCUGGAGCAGUACGAGGAGGAAAGGUCUCAAAGAGAUCCUGCUGCAAACCAGCCAAGCCAAACCCACCUGGCUGACGGCUUCCCAAAGAGAAAACGUCCCUGUUGAUAACCAGCAAGAUCAGGAUGUUCUCCUGGAUGCCAACUCUGAGGACCUGUCUUUUGUUCUGGACCCCCUGGAGCAUGAAUGGAUGCUGACAGUCGCCCAAGGAGAUGCUGAGAACAUCCUUCGGUUGCUGGCCAAGGACUCCAGCCUGCUUUCCAGGAAGGACUUUGUGACGGGCUUCACCGUUCUCCACUGGUUGGCCAAACAUGGCCGCCAUGAAGAUCUGAUUGAGGUGAUUGCCUUUGCCGAGAAGAACCGCUACCCGGUCGACGUCGACGUCCUCACAGCCAGUGGGAGAUUCACCCCUUUGCAUCUGGCUGCCCUCCAGGGUCACGAGAUGGUCGUCAAGGUCCUGGUGGGAGCCUAUGGGGCCAACACGGGCCUUCGAGACCACAACGGCCGUAAAGCAUGGCAAUACCUCAGAGCAGAUGCUCCCAGGGAGUUAAAGGAGCUCUUGGGGGCUUGUGAGGAAGACCUGGCCUGCGUUGGUGAGGGCAACGCAAACAACAACUGUGCCCCAUCCCGGCGGGGUACUCUCCACAUGUUCAAGGGGGGUGCCGGUGAAGCCAGUGGCAGAAGGCAGAACCAGGGGGCCGUGCCCAGACUCUCUUUUUUCCGGAACGUGUUCAGGCAAGCCAUUGCGUUUUUCCAGGACUUGUAGGUAUCUGCUCAGUAGCAGAAGGGUUUUUUUUUUGACCUUUUGGGAGGGAGUGGAUUGUCACAGCAGGGAAUUGUGGGGCACACGAGAGGGUGGGGGUAAAGUGGAAAGCAGCACCUGGCGUGGCUGUGGUGACACAGGGCUUGUCUCCCGACGCCAGGCUUCCUCAGAUCUGCCCACACAUGCCUUUUUUUGCCUUAAGGAUGAGGACUCUGAGACCUUCAGUCUUAAGGGGGAAAGGACAGAGGAAAUACAAAAUGGACCUAGUUCAGAGGUUGGAAAGGUUGCUUUCUGGACUACAGACACCCCCCCACACCCCGUUCAGCUUUUCCCCAAGCGCUGAGUUUAAACGCUAACUCCUGAAACAAUGUUCUGGCUGAGGAAUAUUUUUUCCUGCUCCCUUGCUUCUCCUGAAGGAAGCCUGCAGGUAAGGCUCUGUAAAGGCUGCAUGGAAAGAAAUCUAGUUUCUAGGACAAGAGAUAGGAAAGGGUCGGGGGCUUUUUUGGACUACAAUUCCCAGGAUUCCAUAGCUAUUGUGUGGAUUUGGGGAUCUGUACUGGGGGGAAAAAAGCAUUUUCCCUAUUUGGACAAGAACAAAUAAUUCUUUAACCUGUCUAAAUUUAUACGUGCAGGGAAAUGCCUUGCCUUCUUUUGCAAACAUGUGAUCUGGCAAGCUAGAGGAAACAUCAGUGACCCACUUCAAGCGCUGAAAUCCUUCUCAGAAAUCUUGUUCAGGGAUCAGUCCAGCUUUUGAGAGCGUUGAAGGCUUUGCCCGGAUCCUUUCAAAGACGUGUUUGGAACCGUACUGCUUUUAACAUUAAAACUGCACUUCUCAGGGAAUAAAUAUGCUGUGCCAAACACUACUUUUUCCGAAGUGGGGCGGGAACAGUAGUUUGAAGGCUGAGUUGACCUCAGCAUUGUGUAAUCAACUUUCUUUUUAUUCAAAUGCCCAUGGUCCUCAUGUGCCCACCCCAAUUAAGGAAGAGUGUAGCUGUGGGAUGCUCACACGUCGUCGUUUUGUCUUUAGUGCUGCAGGCAUGCCAAUUUUAUGUAUGAAUGUGUG
This is a messenger RNA of Pogona vitticeps (central bearded dragon), 2697 nucleotides long. NCBI's taxonomy places the organism in Eukaryota, Metazoa, Chordata, Lepidosauria, Squamata, Agamidae. The record is from RefSeq and is a predicted model, not a curated record.